GUAGUCUAUAGAACUGUUUAUGAAACGCGGAAAAAUCGUCAGUGGCAGGAUGACAUGUCAAACCCAGUAUGUGUUAGUUUAUAUAACCUAACACCAGUUCUGCUUUGAACCCUUCACUUUAAGGUUUGCUCGUUUAUGUUUGGCAUGGCCCACACUGACUGCAUGGACUACAAACGCUAACCGGAAGUAGUGUUUUCUGUGCGGAACGGCAGAGAUGAGACUUGUCCGGCCUUUGCACAUCUUGAAGAAUCCGUUUUCUCAAAGACAAACCCAAAACCUAGCGAGGCGAGGCUUGAGCGGUGCAGCAAUGCGCCUGGUGCAGUUUAAACGCCUCAGUGACGGAGGAGGAGGAGAAGUCCGAGUGGGAGUGGAACAAGGUGAAGGUCUGGAUGUGGUGGAUCUGAAGGCGUUCGACCCCUCCAUGCCUUCCACCAUGAAGGAGCUGCUGGAGCUGGGAGACCAGGGUCUGGACCGGGCCCAGAGAGCGGUGGCGUCCGGCCAGUGUGUGCUGAAGCGUUCGGACGUCCGGCUGCUGUCGCCCAUCCUGAACCCAGAGAAGGUGGUGUGUGUGGGGAUGAACUACCGGGACCACUGCCUGGAACAAAACGCCCCCAUCCCCAAAGAACCCAUCAUCUUCAGCAAGUUCCCCAGCGCCAUCACAGGACCGUACGACGACAUCGUCCUGCCCUCAGAGAGUCAGGAAGUGGACUGGGAGGUCGAGCUGGCUUUUGUGAUUGGACGAAAAGGAAAACACAUUAAGGAGGAGGACGCCCUCUCCCAUGUGGCAGGAUUCACCGUGGCCAACGACGUCAGCGCUCGCGACUGGCAGAUGAAACGCAACGGGAGGCAGUGGCUUCUGGGAAAGACGUUCGACAGCUUCUGUCCUCUGGGCCCAGCGUUAGUGACCACCGACGCCGUUCAAGAGCCUCAUCGGCUGGACAUCCGCUGCCUGGUCAACGGAGACACGGUCCAGAGCAGCAACACGGACCAGAUGAUCUUCAACACACAGACGCUGAUCGCAUGGGUGUCCAAGUUUGUGACUUUAACUCCAGGGGACGUGUUCCUGACAGGUACUCCUCCAGGCGUGGGCGUCUUCAGAAAACCACCCGUCUUCCUCAAGAGAGGAGACGUGGUGGAGUGUCACAUCCAGCAGUUAGGCUCAAUAAUCAACAAAGUGGUGUAAUGAAGAGGACGGCCCACACCUGAGAGGAGUCCCACCCACCUGCUACCACCGAUACUAACAGACACAAUAACAGGCUGGUUUGUGUCAUGACAGAACAGCUGAGUCAGCACUGGGUUCACAGCAUAACGUCCUGACUUUAACUGCAACACAUACACACACACACACACACACACACACACACACACACACACACACACACACACACACACACACACUGCAUCACUGUGAACCUGCUGACUUCAUUCAAUUUGGAAUCAUUUGGAUGAAUUGUAAAUAAAGAGUUUUUGCUGCAGAGACAAAU
Sphaeramia orbicularis (orbiculate cardinalfish) is the source of this 1484-nucleotide messenger RNA. RefSeq names its product fumarylacetoacetate hydrolase domain containing 2A (gene fahd2a). Gene Ontology annotation, molecular function: catalytic activity. The transcript is spliced from 8 exons. The record is from RefSeq and is a predicted model, not a curated record. The coding region runs from base 215 to 1183 and encodes 322 amino acids. Lineage: Eukaryota; Metazoa; Chordata; Actinopteri; Kurtiformes; Apogonidae.